AUGCGCAAGCGUUCUGCACAGAAUGACAUUACAGUGCGGCGCAUUAUUUAAUCGUGUGUUAAAAUAAUUUCUAAAUAACGUAAGAAGAAAAAUUUAAGCAUUUAAAAGUCAACAAGGGCUACAACAAACACGAUCAUCAGAGAUUCGACAUCUAAUUUUAGUUUCUGUUUUGCCUCGACAACGAGUAGUUGUGCGUGCCAACAAAGAAUCUAUCGUAAACCACCUUAUUGAUGGUAGGCUCCAGCUUUCCAGCAUGACACACUUAAAAAUGAAUAUUGGAAUAUUUUUCAACGAUCUCUACAAAAUAAAAGACAAUGAAGAUUUUAUGGAGCAAUUUAUCAAUCACUCAAAGUCUGGGAGCCGACACAAGAUGAUCGAGAUGGUUAUGCAACAACAACAGGUGGCUGGGUUAAAAAUUUGUUCAGCGUUUGUCGGAAAAAACAACGAAAAAGCCCGUAAUUUAUUCAGUGAUAUUAAUCUGAUAAAAAAAGAUACCGCUAGAGAGACAAUUGCUCACAAAAUAAACCAACUGACUCGAGGAUUGUUUGCUGUUGAAAGCGAGAAUUUAUUGGCUAUUGAAAUUAUUUUGUCGCGAGCAAGACACGAAUUUAGCGUUGGGCUGCAUGAAAAGUGCUGUAGAGACUGUGAUUACGCGAUUGAAUUACUAAAUAGUGUGCAAAUGUCUAGAGAAAAUGAAUUGGAUAAUUAUAAAACUCUGUUCAGUGCUUUGAAGCACCAGGCAUUGAAGUUAAUUUACAAGAACAUUAAUAAAUUUGACUGCAACAAUAAUCCGACGGUAAGUGUUAAAGUUGAUGGAAAACGCAGUAAAAAAUUGUUGAGUUGCAGUGACGCAGUGACUCUUUCUCAUGAUUCUGUUCGCGGAAGACAUUUGAUUGCCACUAGAAACAUAAAAGCUGGCACUGUCGUUAUUAUUGACAAACCGUUCGCAUUUAGUACUGAUAAACAAGCUCUUUGCACCAAUUGUCUGCACUGUCAUGUGUCGUUUUCAUUGGAGGAACAAACGAAGAUACCUUGUUCCAAUUGUCAAACAGUUGCCUUUUGUUCAGAAGAAUGCCGUAAAGAAGCUUGGGAUAGUUACCAUAAGUACGAAUGUAUAAUCUUUGAUAUUUUCAUUGAAAAUUUGGAUUCAAAUCAACAAUGCUCCCAUCUUCUAUUGGCAUAUCGUACCACAGUUAUCAAAGCAAUCAACAAAGAAUCUAAUACUUUGGAUAAAGAAUUUUUAAAUUACCACAGAGAAGAAAUUGACAAUGAUAAUAAAUUUAAUAAAACAGUUAUAAGUAGGUAUGAUCCUUUGGAUUAUAAGACAGUUUAUUUACUGGAGACUCAUUGCAAAAAAUCCGACCCACGGGUCAAUUUGGCUCGUGCAAUAAAAGCUGUUUACUUAGCAAAACGUAUGCAGUAUGUAUUUGAACAAACUCGGGUGGAAAAUAUUGAAGAAGAAGAAAUAAAAAUACUGGCAGUAGCAAUAAUGCGACAUAUGCAAGCGAUUAAUUGCAACGCUUAUGAAAUAGUUGAGAAUAUUCGGGAUCAAAGGACGAAAAUAUGGGAACCACGAAAUAUUGGUGGUGCUAUUUAUACCACUGUAAGUCUUGUUAAUCAUAGCUGCUAUCCAAAUGUUGUUCGUCACUCUUAUCCAGAUGGUAAAGUUGUAGUUCGUGCGUUAAGAUUUAUCGCAAAAGGAUCUGAAAUUCUAGAUUGCUAUGGACCACAUUUUAUAAGUGACGAAUUACUUUCACGUCAGAAACUUUUAUCAGAUAAAUAUAGUUUUAUUUGUACAUGCGAGGCCUGUAAGAAUGACUGGAAAUUAUCUACAAGUGAUACAGUAUUUCGAUGCUUGUGUGGAUCUAAGAUCGAUGUUAAACAAUCACACUGUACACGCGUGUCCUGCUCGCGUAAGGCUGACAUUAAAAAAUUAUCUGAUCAGUUGAUUAAGUCAACUAAAAAGCGUGUCAGCGCGAUUAACAUUAUGUACGACGGAAAUUACGUGCAAGCGUUACCCUUAUUAUUAGAACACUCUGCGUUUGUUCAUAAAAAUUUAAUAGAGCCUAACAUUGAAGCCGCUAAAACACAGCAAUCGAUAAUACAAUGCUUCAAUAGUAUGUCUAAUAUAAGUCAACUUUCAAGUGCUCACUUUUGAUUUAAUUUUUAAAAUUUUAUUCCAUCUAUCGCCUCUCAUUGUGAUGUAAUAAAUUGUCAUUUUUAAAUGUUAAAUGCUUACAAUAAAAUUUCAACAAAACAUUUAUUUAAAGGACAUAUAUUUAUUUUUUCAGGAGGAGAAAAUUAUUUUAUUGUCUUUAAAAUACAAGUGAAUAACCAAUUAUCACAACAGUCCUUAAAUCUAUGUAUUUGCUAAUUAAUAGCGCAGUGAUAUUUUUUUUUUAAUUUAUACUUUACUUA
Cotesia glomerata is the source of this 2418-nucleotide messenger RNA. RefSeq names its product SET and MYND domain-containing protein 4-like. The record is from RefSeq and is a predicted model, not a curated record. NCBI's taxonomy places the organism in Eukaryota, Metazoa, Arthropoda, Insecta, Hymenoptera, Braconidae. The transcript is spliced from 5 exons. The coding region runs from base 254 to 2158 and encodes 634 amino acids. Gene Ontology annotation, molecular function: protein binding.